AUGCCACCAGAGCGCCUCUCCAGUGAGGCCUACUUCGCCCGUCUCCGUGCUGCCGACGACACCUGCCAGGGCCCCCCGAUGCAGGUCUACGACGACGACACGGCGGAGCGCUUGACGCUCACCGCCAUCGAGGUGGGCUACCGGAACUUCUUCGCCUCGGUGCCUCAGAUCCGGAGCGGGCGAGCGUCGGACGGGCGGUUUCCGCGGAGCGGGAACGAGGCAGUGCUCGCAGGCAACCAGAAGGGCUUCGCGCGCGCUAUCGAGAAGUCGGGCGUGCCGCGAGAUGAGUUCUUCAUCUGCGGCUCAGUGCUCAGCAACCUCGCCCAGGACUUCGAGGAUGCGUAUCUCUCUACCAAGGAGGGCUGCACCAAGAACCUGGAGGCCUUUGCAGCUGGCGGCAUCACUGAGCUGGAUAUGAUCUUGUUGGAUUACCCAGCCAAGGAUUGCGAGACGAUCCGCGGGCAGUGGAAGGCCUUUGAGGAGAUGUUGGCGGCGGGGCAAACCAAGAGCCUGGCAGUGAGCAACUUUUCGCCCGAACAACUGGAUUGCAUUUUGGCCAAUCCGGAUGCUACUCGCCCAGUCUUGAAUCAGUUGCCCUACUCCCUGAAGAACUAUGACACCAAAGUUGUGCAGGACAACGCAAAGCGCACCGUGGCGGCAGAAAAGAGCACAAGUAAGCACACCGUGGCGGCAGCCGCACCCUUUUUGAGUCACUUCACUGGGGGGGUUCAUGCGACCGGAAGCGGAUGGAAUCAUCGUGGGUACCGUGUUCAUAAACCAAUGAGAAGCAUUGAUAAGCCACAAAAGCAGAAGCUCCCUGGAGCAGAUGCUCUGAAUUGGCAGGAGAUCGGCAUCAAGUAUGGGAAGACAGCGGCUCAAGUGGCGUUGAACUUCGGCUGA
Messenger RNA from Durusdinium trenchii, 900 nucleotides. Lineage: Eukaryota; Dinophyceae; Suessiales; Symbiodiniaceae. The record is from the annotation of a GenBank genome assembly.